AAUGCAUCAGAUUUACAGCUGUAGCGAUGAAAAUUUAGAAGUUUUCACCACUGUGAUUUCAUCCAAAUCAUGUAGUCCAGCCAGAAGAAAAGCCAAAAGCACGCAACACAUCCUAACAAAGAGAGUGGUGGCAGUGUCUGAUUAUCGGACCUACUGGACAGAGGACUUGCUUCCAAGCCAAGGUGAUCUCACCCAAGUCCUGUACAAAGAUGCGGUGAGGAACUUUGGCCGCUUGCAGAAUGAACAGGAAGGAUUCUGUCCUGCCAAGCACAUGGGAAUUUCUGAACAAGAGUCAUCAAAAUCCUGUGAUAACCAGUCAGAUGGAAAAUCUUCUCAACCUUCGACAUCCCCAGUCACCCAUAUCAUAGUGAAACGGGCUGCAGCCACAGAGCCAGCUACACAGGACAUUGCUUCUGCAGAAGAGAAGAGCGGCCUGCAGGGCUGGAUGUGGGCAUCCUUUGAAAAACGAUUAGCCUGCCUUUGCCAUGAGUGCAUCGAGCCCACAGCAAUAGAGAUUGAAGGAGGUGGAGGGAGUCUUGUUGGACCAGAUAAGUCAGCACUAUUUUCCAUUCUGCUGCUGCUGGCCAGGGCAGGUGUUGUCUCUUUCCCUUCUGCAGAGCUCCCUGGUCACUGUGACAAAGGGAGCCAAGCUGAAAGCUUGCUGGCUGAACUGAACUGUCAAGGCAGAACUGUGCCGUGA
Messenger RNA from Terrapene triunguis (Three-toed box turtle), 700 nucleotides. It is a transcript of the gene VXN, whose product is annotated as vexin. The transcript has 6 exons. Lineage: Eukaryota; Metazoa; Chordata; Testudines; Emydidae. The record is from RefSeq and is a predicted model, not a curated record. Gene Ontology annotation, biological process: neuron differentiation; neurogenesis. The coding region runs from base 2 to 700 and encodes 232 amino acids.